Molecule: messenger RNA, 408 nt
Organism: Laccaria bicolor S238N-H82
Lineage: Eukaryota; Fungi; Basidiomycota; Agaricomycetes; Agaricales; Hydnangiaceae
Exons: 2
Coding region: 1-408 (135 amino acids)
Source: RefSeq, a predicted model, not a curated record
AUGGCAUUUAUCAAAGAAGCCUCCUGUACAGCAACUGAGUUACCCUCAAGCUUUGUUGAUAUCCUCAAGGAUGCCAACAAGAUCGGUGUGGCCAAAAAAUGUUGCUGGUUAUGCAAAGAGCUCGGCGAAGCAAUGGGACAGAAUAACCAAACAUUCAGCCUACCUGGAACAAGUGGUCUUGUUUUUUCAUGGGCACCUCCCACGGGCCUGGAUAUAGCCGUGCUACAACAGCUCGAGGACAGAUUGAAAAACAGACUCUUCAAGUAUCUUGAGAAGUAUGCAAAGCAAGCUUUGGAACAAGUGCAGAGCCAUCAGUUGUCACCUACCACCUCUGUUACGGACAUCACUUUGCCAGGCCAUCCAAUCACCAAGGAAAUAGGAUUGGGGUGGAGGCAUGAGCACAGCUAG